Molecule: messenger RNA, 591 nt
Organism: Limulus polyphemus (Atlantic horseshoe crab)
Lineage: Eukaryota; Metazoa; Arthropoda; Merostomata; Xiphosura; Limulidae
Exons: 3
Coding region: 55-516 (153 amino acids)
Source: RefSeq, a predicted model, not a curated record
AGUGUUAGAUUCAUCACACACGAUUAGAUUCAUCCAACUGAAAACCACCCAGCAAUGGCACUGUUGUAUGUCAAGGUUUUAAUGUUGAUUGCAAUAACUUGUGUGUUAGUGAAAGGCCAAGACCAGCUUGAUAAUACAAGAAAUCUUUCUUUAACAAAUAGAGGCCUGAGUAAUCCAAAAUUUAAAGUCUUUGGAAGUCCGAGCGAUUCACCUGGCAAGUUUGGCCUUGGUGUUGGAGUAGGUUCACGGCUAUGGGAGAGUAAAAAUGGCAGAUUUAAUGUUGGAGGAAGUGCAUCUGUGCAGCAAGGGGUAAAACCCUUUGGUGGAAAAUUAUUCCCGGGAAACCCUAGUGUGGGUAUAGGCACUGGUGUUAAUGUCAAAUUGGGGCCGCGAAGACACAGUGAUCUCAGUUUUGAUAUUGGUGCCACUAAAGGGCUCGGAGGAGGACCCUUUAACAUUGGUGCUGGCCUCAAAUAUAGAUUUGGGCGCUCACUAAGAGUCAGUAGGAAGCGAUAAGCUUAUUGUCCGAUACAGAAAAUAACAAACAACAUACUAUUUUUUGUGUGAUUUUAAUAAAAUAACAUUCUUCUA